CACCUGGUGGCUGCGUUUGAGAAGAGUCUGACGAACAUGACCUGUCGCCUGCAGAGUCUAACAAUGACAGCGGAGCAAAAGGAGUCCGAGCUGGCGGAGUUGAGAGAGACCAUUGAAGCGUUGAAAACUCAGAACACAGAUGCUCAGACGGCCAUUCAAGUGGCCCUCAAUGGCCCUGGUCAUGUUCAUAAAGACCUGAGGAUCCGUCGACAGCACUCAUCAGAAAGCAUGUCCAGUAUUAACAGUGCUGCCAGCCAUUCCAGUAUGGGUAGCGCUAAAGACGUAGACGACAAGAAGAAAAAGAAGAAAAGCUGGUUGCGGAGCUCCUUUAAGCAGGCCUUCAGCAAGAAAAAGACCAACAAGAGCCAAUCAUCUCACGAUGAGUUUGAAGAGAUGACUGACUCAUCCCUCCCUUCUUCACCCAAACUCCAACACACCAACAGACAGACCAGCACCACCCAACCACUGCUCUCAUCACCGUCCACCACAGAAAAGUGUUUUUGUGAUAGCAAGUCCUCCCCCAUUUGGAUGCCAAAGAAAAAGUCAAACGGUCAUGUGGUCUACAAGCACAGAUCUCGGUAACGGGCACAGUGUGGCAUGCUGGGAAGGAUUGAGAGUGUGCAGUGACUAAUAUUACAAAAGAUCCCUUGCCCUAUAUUUCAGUUUCAAAACAUUUUAUGUGAGACUUGAGACUGACAACAAUAUA
Molecule: messenger RNA, 706 nt
Organism: Pimephales promelas (fathead minnow)
Lineage: Eukaryota; Metazoa; Chordata; Actinopteri; Cypriniformes; Leuciscidae
Source: RefSeq, a predicted model, not a curated record